ACAAUAUUCUAGGGUAAUCCCCUAGUGUAUGAUUCAUUCUUGGACUGAAAAGAACAAGUGUUUGAGCGCAUCUGUUGUGUAUCUGAAAUAGUCUGUCAGCAUGUCUAUACAAAGGAAUGAGGAGCAAGAGGGGUCUAGGAAGGUCUGUUUGUAAGAAGACUUGAUGAUGGAGAAAAUAGACCCCUCCAUCUGUUUAGAUACGCCCUCUUUUUGACCUUCUCCUGAGACAGUGGUCACAUGAUACCCAGUACUUUAAAAGGCAGUGCCAGGGCCCCCUGGAGUCCCUGUAUUGCCCCAAACACAACUGCUCUGUCUUCAGCUACUGUCUGUGAGCUUCCAUCAUGUCAGACACUGAGGAGAUCGUAGAGGAGUUUGAACAGGAGGAAGAGGAAGAAGUGAACGAGGACGAGGGAGAACAAGAAGAAGCAGAGGAAGAAGAGGCAGAGGAGGCGGCUGCAGAGGAAGAAGAGGAGGAAGAAGAUCUGAAUGAUGAGCCUGAGAAAAAAGAGGAGGAAGAGCACGAGGAAGACUCCAGACGACGGCAUAAAACAACAUAUGUGCCAAACAUUGCUCCUCCAAAACUCCCGGAUGGUGAGAAAGUGGAUUUUGAUGAUCUCCAUCGUAAGAGGCUAGAGAAGGACUUCAAUGACCUCCAGACACUGAUAGAACUACACUUCUCUAACCGGCAAAAGGAAGAAGAGGAACUAGUUGCGCUGCGUAACCGCAUCGAGCGCAGACGCGCUGAUCGCGCGGAGCAACAGCGAGUCCGCGCAGAACAGGAACGCGAGCGCCAGACGCGCCUGGCUGAGGAGAAAGCUCGGCGUGAAGAAGAGGCUGCUAAGCUGCGAGCAGAGGAAGAAGCUAAGAAGAAAAAAAUAUUCACCAACAAGUCUUUUGGUGGCUAUCUCCAAAAAGUGGACCAGAAGAAGGGCAAAAAGCUUACCGCGCGAGAGGAGAAAAAGAAGGCCUUGUUAGAGCGCCGUAAGCCGCUAAAUAUUGACCAUCUUAACCAGGAAAAACUAGUGGAGAAGGCCCAGGACCUUUGGCAGUGGCUCCAUCAGCUGCACGCUGAGAAGUUUGAGCUGGCUGAGAAACUCAAGCGGCAGAAGUACGACAUCUACGUUCUGCGCAACAGAGUAAGCGAUCACCAAAGGGGCUCCAAAGCAUCCAAGACCACUCGAGGGGCCAAGGGUAAAUCUGGAUCCUGGAAAUGAGAAAGACGAGCCCAAUAGAACUGAAAAAUCUGUGAUUUAUGGACUUUAGGCUUACAUGAGUGCACAACAUUGUAUUAGGCUAUCAAGUUCCCCACCUUGUAAAUUGACAUUUAGUUCAAAGGAGAUAAAAACAAGCCGAGGUGAAUAAUUCUAGGGUACACUACCAUUAAUGUGUUACCAUUAAUCUAUGUGAUUUGUUUUUGCUCCCAAGUCCCUUUUAUUUUCUCUCCCCAGCAUUGUUUAACUUUUGAA
Boleophthalmus pectinirostris (great blue-spotted mudskipper) is the source of this 1466-nucleotide messenger RNA. RefSeq names its product troponin T2c, cardiac (gene tnnt2c). The record is from RefSeq and is a predicted model, not a curated record. The coding region runs from base 342 to 1214 and encodes 290 amino acids. Gene Ontology annotation, cellular component: troponin complex. Gene Ontology annotation, biological process: sarcomere organization; regulation of muscle contraction; cardiac muscle contraction. The transcript has a single exon. Gene Ontology annotation, molecular function: troponin C binding; tropomyosin binding; troponin I binding. NCBI's taxonomy places the organism in Eukaryota, Metazoa, Chordata, Actinopteri, Gobiiformes, Gobiidae.